Messenger RNA from Portunus trituberculatus (swimming crab), 5009 nucleotides. RefSeq names its product mucin-12-like. The record is from RefSeq and is a predicted model, not a curated record. The coding region runs from base 201 to 4313 and encodes 1370 amino acids. Gene Ontology annotation, molecular function: serine-type endopeptidase activity. The transcript has 4 exons. Gene Ontology annotation, biological process: proteolysis. Lineage: Eukaryota; Metazoa; Arthropoda; Malacostraca; Decapoda; Portunidae.
AGAUGGCAGUACAGAGAUUGCAACACAAGCCAAGAAGUGUCAUGCAGCGAAGCUUGUGGUGACUGCAACCUGUGUGGAGGCUGACGUGAUCCUGCUUCCAUUACCACAGCUGUCUCCCUCAAUACCCGCCACUGGAGUCUUUACUGUUCCCUGUGUCCCUUCUACAACGCGGCCACGCCAGGGACAGGAAGCAUUACUAGAUGCGGGGUGUGGCAGUACUAGUGGUGGUGGUGGCCUGCAUGGUGAGUGACUGCAGCGCUUCAUCCAUCAAGACAACUCGCCAGGAAGCAACAUCCAAAACCAGCUAUGGCGCAAAACUUUACACACACACCAACGAUGAAUACAAGAACUCAUUACAGGGCUCAGAAAAUGUGGAGGCUGGUAAAGAGAAUGAAAUAACAGAGGAACAGCCGCCACAGUCCGAUGAAACACAAAAUUCUGCUGCUCUGUUCGGCAUGGGCAGUUCAACCACCACGGAGAGUCCACACAAAUGCACGGCGAAAUAUCCUGAAGGAGGAGCCAUGUACCCAAUAUAUGACAGUUCUUUUCUCAAUCUCUUCGGCAUUACAACCCCCGGAAAUAAUAUCGACACCAUUGACGAAUAUAAGAACACAAACGUGAAAAUAACCGAGAAAACUGACCAACUCAAAACAGACACGGGAAGAAAAUGCAUUGGAGGAAAUAUACAAUGCAAGAUAGACGACACAGAGAAGAAAGGCGGGGAUAAGAUGAAAAUAGUUGUGAAUAAUAUGGGUAGUAAUAACACAUCAAUAGCCAUCACUCAACUUCUACAACGUGUGAAGGAGCUGAGUAAAGAGUGUAACAAGACUCAUCCAUCUUGUAGACUGUGCCAAUCGUGUUUUGAGAGCAAACUGAAAAAUGACCCAGCACUGGAGAAGGUUCUACAAUUACUGAAGGAUGUUUGUGAGAAGACCUGCUGCCGUCCAUCCAUUCCAGACCAACCCGUUCCAGUAUCCCCCCUUGUCUUCCCUCCCAUUCCAAACCAACUUCCUCAGCCCAUUCCAGAACCCAUUCCAGGACAGGAAAUCGAACCAAACAUUCCUGAACAACCCGUUCCAGUAUCCCCGCUCAUCUUCCCCUCCAUUCCAAAACAAGUUCCCCAGCCCAAUCCAGAACCCAUUCCAGGUCAGGAAAUCGAACCAAACAUUCCUGGACAAGCCGUUCCAAGUCAGCCCCUUCCAGCUGGUGUUUAUCCAGCUAUUGUCUUCCUCCCCAUCAUUCCAACUCAAACCCCCGAGAACCCCUCUCCAAGCCAGGUUAACGUUUCCAUUCCAGAGAACACCUACCUACCACCAAACCCCAUUCCAGAUCUUAUUCCAAAUAUUGAUAGUUUAGAACCCACUUCAAAUCUCAACCGACCGUACAUUCCAGAUAUUCCAAACCCUGCACUGCCGUCACCCAUUCAAGAAGUCAGUUACCCACAGCCCCUCACUCCAAGCUCUGCCAACCAAUUACCCAUUCCUGAUCCAGAGAACUUAUUCCCGAUUCCAGAAGUUAGCUACCCACAGCCUCUCACUUCAAGCUCUACCAACCCAUUACCCAUUCCUGAUCCAGAGAACCUAUUCCCAGUUCCAGAUGUCAGUUACCCACAGCCCCUCACUCCAAGCUCUGCCAACCAAUUACCCAUUCCUGAUCUAGAGAACUUAUUCCCAAUUCCAGAAGUCAGCUACCCACAGCCUCUCACUUCAAGCUCUACCAACCCAUUACCCAUUCCUGAUCCAGAGAACCUAUUCCCAGUUCCAGAUGUCAGUUACCCACAGCCCCUCACUUCAAGCUCUACCAACCAAUUACCCAUUCCUAAUCCAGAGAACGUAUGCCCAAUUCCAGAAAGCUUCAACAAAGAACCCUUUCCAGACCAGACUAUCUCUCACAUCAUUCCAGAUCAGGCUUUCUCUCAGACCAAUCAAGAACCUUCAUUCCAACCCAUUUCAGGCCAGACACCGUCAUUCCAAUACAUUCCAGACAAACAAAAUUCCCAGGAUAUUCUAGAACCUGCAUUCCAAUACAUUCCAGGCCAGCAUGAUUCCCAGUCCACUUCAUUCCAAAAUAUUCCAGGUCAAAGUUCCCAGUCCACUUCAUUCCAGUACAUUCCAGGCCAAAGUUCCCAGUCCACUACAUUCCAGUACAUUCCAGGCCAAAAAGAUUCCCAGUCCACUUCAUUCCAGUAUAUUCCAGGCCAAAGUUCCCAGUCCACUUCAUUCCAGUACAUUCCAGGCCAAAAAGAUUCCCAGUCCACUUCAUUCCAGUACAUUCCAGGCCAAAAAGAUUCCCAGUCCACUUCAUUCCAGUACAUUCCAGGUCAAAGUUCCCAGUCCACUUCAUUCCAAAAUGUUCAAGGCCAACAAAAUUCCAAUUCCCAGUCCACUUCAUUCCAGUACAUUCCAAGCCAGACAGAUUCCCAGUCCACUUCAUUCCAAUACAUUCCAGGCAAGACAGAUUCCCAGUCCACUUCAUUCCAAUACAUUCCAGGCCAGACAGAUUCCCAGUCCACUUCAUUCCAAUACAUUCCAGGCCAAAAAUAUUCCCAGUCCAGUUUAUUCCAGUACAUUCCAGGCCGAAAAGAUUCCCAGUCCACUUCAUUCCAAAAUAUUAAAAGCCAACAAGAUUCCAAGUCCAGUUCAUUCCAGUAUAUUCCAGGUCAAAAUUCCCAGUCCACUUCAUUCCAAAAUGUUCAAGGCCAACAAGAUUCCAAGUCCACUUCAUUUCAGUACAUUCCAGGCCAACAAGAUUCCAGUUCCCAGUCCACUUCAUUCCAAUACAUUCCAGGCCAGACAGAUUCCCAGUCCACUUCAUUCCAAUAUAUUCCAGGCCAAAGUUCCCAAUCCACUUCAUUCCAGUACAUUCCAGGCCAGACAGAUUCCCAGUCCACAUCAUUCCAAUACAUUCCAGGCCAGACAGAUUCCCAGUCCACUUCAUUCCAAUACAUUCCAGGCAAGACAGAUUCCCAGUCCACUUCAUUCCAGUACAUUCCAGGUCAAAGUUCCCAGUCCACUUCAUUCCUAAAUGUUCAAGGCCAACAAGAUUCCAAGUCCACUUCAUUCCAAAGCAUUCCAGGCCAGUCAGAUUCCCAGUCCACUUCAUUCCAGUACAUUCCAGGCCAACAAGAUUCCAGUUUACAGUCCACUUCAUUCCAAUACAUUCCAGGUCAACAAGAUUCCCAGUUCACUUCAUCCCAAAAUGUUCAAGGCCAACAAGAUUCCAAGUCCACUUCAUUCCAAAAUAAUCCAGGUCAACAAAAUUCUCACUCCACUUCAUUCCAGUACAUUCCAGGCCAACAAAACUCCCAGUCCAGUCAAAAACUUUCAUUCCAAGACAUUCCAUUUCAAACAGAGUCAUUCCAGUACAUUCCAGGCCAACAAAAUUCCCAGUCCAUUCCAGAACAAACUGAGGAUAUACUAGCAUUACCACCUAACCCAACCUUCUCUAACCAGCCCAUUCCAGAACCAGCAUUCCAAUACAUUCCAAUCAAGGAAAUAUCACAAUUCCCACCUAACCUAACUUCCUCCUACCAACCAAUUCCUGUCCUCUUCUCUGGUGUGUUGAGUCAAUGUGGUAAAAUUGUAAUAGAAGGCAACAAACCGUCCUUUAGCAUUAGAGAGAAGCUGGAAAAGUUCCCUUCGUUUGUUAAAAUUUUCAAGAAGUAUCGCAUGGAGUUGCUCUGUGGUGGCACCCUCAUCCACCCCUCACUGGUGCUGACUGCCGCCCACUGCAUCACCUCCACAGCCAGGCUCAGGGUGCAUCUCGGCGGGUGGGAUGUCACGGGGGUCCUAGCACAGGAGAGAGAUGUGGCAGCCAUAGCAAUCCACCACCAAUACGACAGGGAAACACUGAAGCAUGACAUCGCAUUACUACACCUCAACCGCCCUGCUGUCCUGACCCCCAGUGUAGGGCCUCUGUGUUUGGGGCCAGUCGUCAGGGCUACUAAGUGUCUCUCCGUUAGCCUAGACAACUUAGAAACCAUGGAAACACCGGUGUGGAAGAAAGAACGAUGCUGGAGUAAGCUUAUCAACAUACACGUGAACGGCCAGGUUCUCUACCACUCUUCCUUCCUCUGCACCAAUAGCCUGUUAGCCUCCACCAGCAACACCCCCCCCAGUGCCAUCACACCCUCAAAUAAGAGCAGUGGGUCCCCAUUGCUGUGUCAGGACCCCAGGGACGGCACCUACUGGCAGGCCGGUGUCAUGGCGUUUGAUAUUCCCUCACGCAACACCGCUGUCUUUGUUAGUGUCAUGAAGCAGCAAGAGUGGAUUCUCAACACAGCCCAGCAUCUCCUCACUCCACAAUCUUGGUAGUGUGUUGUGCUGGGGUGUUGGGGAGAGUUUGGCAUCACACUUUGACAUCCUAUUGUGUUAGUAUAGAACCAUCAAAACAAUCUUGGUGGUGUGAUGUGCUGGGGUGUUGGGGAGGGUUUGGCAUCACAUUUUGGCAUCUUAGUGUGUUAGUAUAGAGCCAUCAACACAAUCUUGGUGGUGUGUUGUGCUGAGGUGUUGGAAAGAGUUUGGCAUAACAGCUUAGCAUCUUAAUGUGCUAGUAAAGAACCAUCAACACAAUCUUGGUGGUGUGAUGUGCUGGGGUAUUGGGGAAGGUUUGGCAUCAUAGCUCGGCAUCUUCCUGUCUUACUAAACAACCACCAACACAGCUUAACAUCUUAGUAAGUUGUAUUGGUGUAGGAAAAGGAUCAUCAACAAAGCUUGGAAUCUUAGUGUGUUGUUCUGGUGUGUUAGUAAUAUUGGCAGUACAUCUUAGCAUCUUAGUGUUUUAGUAAGGUAGAGAAUCAUCAAAACAACUUAGAGUAUGGUUAAACAAAUAGUGUGUAAUGAUGCGUUUUGCCUGCAUUUUAGUGAUUUGGCGCAAAAAGAGCCGAAAACAACUAAACACGUUUUUCCUACUUAUAUUUUAAUUUCUCUAUAUUGGCUUGUUUUCAUCAAUUUUAUCGUUUUAAAGCAUAACAAUGUAAAAUGACUUGAAUAUACAAAAUUUUCAAUCAA